CAUAGUACGACUGAACCCGCUGGAGCAUCGAAAGAUGUCUCCGUCGCAUUUGUCGUUCGCACUUCAUUUCUAGUUGGCGGUCAGAGGGUGUGCAAAUCAACAAUUCAGUAGAAUUUUUAUCAAGCACGCAUUGCUAUUGUUAGGGCACGACGACCUUUUUGAGCAGAUCCCAUCUCAACAAGAAGUCACUUCAGCUUCCUCUGACAAGUCUUCCGAAAAAACGUAAGACACCGAUGGUGAUGGAGAACAAGAACCCGAGACGAUCCGUAUGAUGGCGGAUUCAUCGGGACGAAGAUGGUGAAUUUCUAUUGCUUAUUACUGAGAAAAUCUCCG
Amoebophrya sp. A120 is the source of this 333-nucleotide messenger RNA. The record is from the annotation of a GenBank genome assembly. NCBI's taxonomy places the organism in Eukaryota, Dinophyceae, Syndiniales, Amoebophryaceae.